Prorocentrum cordatum is the source of this 3066-nucleotide messenger RNA. The record is from the annotation of a GenBank genome assembly. NCBI's taxonomy places the organism in Eukaryota, Dinophyceae, Prorocentrales, Prorocentraceae.
AGCCAUUUUGAAUCGGAGGUUCAGCUCCACGGCGUGGAGUCACACAGGAUUCCUUCGACGGGCUUCUAAGCCCCUGGCGUGUUGCAGCAAUGCCGAACUUCACAACGGAGCAGAUCCGGACCAUCAUGGACGCGACGGACUCGAUCCGUUCCAUGUCUGUCAUCGCACACGUGGACCACGGGAAGUCCACGCUGACGGAUUCGCUCAUCUGCAAGGCUGGCAUCAUCUCUGCGAAAGCAGCAGGCGAUGCACGCUUCACCGACACAAGAGCAGACGAGCAGGAGCGUGGCGUGACCAUCAAAAGCACUGGAGUCUCUCUGUACUUCGAAUAUGAUGAUGACGAUGGCAAGGGCGCCAAGCCGCAUCUGAUCAACCUCAUCGAUUCCCCUGGCCACGUGGAUUUCUCUUCUGAGGUCACAGCCGCCCUCCGCAUCACCGACGGCGCCAUGGUCGUCGUCGAUUGCAUCGAGGGCUGCGCGGUGCAGACGGAGACCGUGCUGCGCCAGGCCCUGGCGGAGCGCGUGAAGCCGUGCUUGUUUGUGAACAAAGUGGACCGCUGCAUUCUGGAGUUGCAGAUGGAGCCCGAGGACAUGUAUCAGCGCUUCCGCAAGGCAAUCGAGGAUGUGAACGUGAUCAUUGCAACAUACAACGACGAGUUGAUGGGAGACAACCAGGUGAACCCUGACAAGGGCACGGUGGCCUUCGGGAGCGGCCUGCAUGGAUGGGGGUUCAACGUGGAGCGGUUCGCGAAGAUCUACGCCGCGAAGAUGGGCGUUGACAAGGACAAGAUGAUGAAGCGCCUGUGGGGCGAGUCCUUCUUCAACGCCAAGAAGAAGACUUGGACCAACGUCAUGCAGCCCGAGGGGUGCGACAAGCCUUUGCCUCGAGCCUUCUGCCAGUUCAUCAUGACCCCGAUCAACCAGCUGAUGCGUGCGAUCAUGGACGACCAGAAGGACAAGUACUCGAAGAUGAUGGAGACGCUCGGCAUCGUCCUCAAGGGCGACGACAGGGCCCUGACAGGCAAGCCCCUGAUGAAGCGCUCGAUGCAGAUUUGGAUCAACGCAGCCGACACCCUCCUCAACAUGAUCGUCUCCAAGCUGCCGUCGCCUCGUCAGGCGCAGAAGUACCGCGUGGAGAAUCUGUACGAGGGACCCAUGGACGACGCAGCGGCGAACGCAAUCCGCGCCUGCGACAAAGAUGGAGGGCUGAUGAUGUACGUGUCCAAGAUGGUGCCCACCAGCGACAAGGGCCGAUUCCACGCCUUCGGCCGCGUCUUCAGCGGCACCAUCGCGACCGGGCAAAAGGUGCGAAUCCAGGGCCCGCACUAUACGCCAGGAAGCAAGGAGGAUCUCAACGUUAAGAGCAUCCAGCGCACCGUGCUGAUGAUGGGCAGGUCGGUCGAGCAGAUCGCCGAUGUGCCUUGCGGCAACACCGUGGCCCUGGUGGGUGUGGACCAGUACCUCCUGAAGUCAGGGACCAUCACCACCAUCGAGGACGCCCACAACAUCGCCGACAUGAAGUACAGCGUGUCGCCCGUGGUCAAGGUGGCCGUGAAGGUGAAGGAUGGCAAGGACCUGCCCAAGCUUGUCGAGGGUCUCAAGAAGCUCUCCAAGUCUGACCCGCUGGUUAUCUGCACGACCGAGGAGAGCGGGGAGCACGUGAUCGCUGGCUGCGGCGAGCUGCACGUCGAGAUCUGCCUCAAGGACCUCCGGGAGGAGUACGCACAGUGUGACUUCAUCGUCUCCGACCCCGUCGUCUCCUACCGCGAGACCGUCUCCGAGACGUCCACGCAGACGGCCCUGGCCAAGUCGCCGAACAAGCACAACCGCAUCUACCUGGAGGCGGAGCCGAUGGCGGAAGAGAUCAGCAAGGACAUCGAGGACGGCAAGCUCGGCCCCAAGGCGGACGCGAAGGAGCGCGCUAAACUUUUCCGUGAGAAGUACGACUGGGACGAGUCUGCGGCGCGCAAGAUUUGGUGCUGGGGUCCAGAGACCGAGGGCGCCAACGUCGUCGUCGACGUCACGCAGGCAAUCCAGUACCUCCUGGAAAUCAAGGAGCACGUCAACAGCGCCUUCCAGUGGGCCACCAAGGAGGGGCCCCUGUGCGAGGAGAACAUGCGCGGCAUCCGCUUCAACCUCACAGACUGCACCCUGCACACCGACUCCAUCCACCGCGGCGCAGGGCAGAUCAUGCCGCCCACGCGCCGCGCGUGCUUCGCGGCGGAGAUGCUCGGCAAGCCGACGCUGCAGGAGCCCGUCUUCCUCGUGGAGAUCACGUGCCCCCAGGAGGCCAUGAGCGGCGUGUACAACUGCAUGAACCUGCGCCGCGGCUGCGUGUUCGAGGAGAACCCUCGCGAGGGCACGCCGCUGAUCCAGGUCAAGGCGUACCUGCCGGUGUCGGAGUCCUUCGGCUUCGUCUCUGCGUUGCGGCAGGCGACCUCGGGUCAGGCUUUCCCCCAGUGCGUCUUCGAUCACUGGGAGAACAUGCCAGGCAAUGCCAUGGAGGUGGGGAGCAAGAUGAAUGAGCUGGUCCUGGCCGUUCGAAAGCGCAAGAACAUCAAGGUCGAAAUCCCCGCCCUCCACGACUACCUGGACAAGCUCUGAGUCAGCACGGAAGGCUGCCCGGCACCGUCGGUGGCCGAGGGGGCAGCGGAGUGGCUGCGAAUCUUAUGUACGCCGAGGGCAUCUUCGGCGGGACGGGUCUCGAAAGUUUCAUGGGUAAUCGGGUCACGAUCCGAAGUUCCUUGGCACGUAGGAGUAAUUCCCGGCUCACAGACUUCCCGCAGCGCGCGCGUGCGCGCUUCCCUCGGUUCCUUUCGUUGAUCGUGCGCCCCUAAGGCGACCGCUCGGCGCUAGGAUUGGGGCGAAUCAUGGAACAGUUAGUGGACUUGUGCCCAUCCCACCACCGCGCCUGAGUUGUGGAGCAGAGGCCCCGUGGACUCACACAAAUGAUUGAGGACUCUCAAUUGCAGACUUGGGGACUCUACUCAUUGCCUCUCGGCACGGUGGCGGGUUUUGGCAAGCGAGGCCCUGUUGGAAUUGUCUGCCGCGGACGAUUAUGUUCAAA